Messenger RNA from Microtus ochrogaster (prairie vole), 1250 nucleotides. RefSeq names its product INTS3 and NABP interacting protein (gene Inip). Gene Ontology annotation, biological process: DNA repair. Gene Ontology annotation, cellular component: nucleoplasm; nucleus; SOSS complex. NCBI's taxonomy places the organism in Eukaryota, Metazoa, Chordata, Mammalia, Rodentia, Cricetidae. The record is from RefSeq and is a predicted model, not a curated record.
GCUGGUGCCGGGGGGAAGGUUGUAGUGCGGCGCUCCAUUGCGCUCGUGCUGAGUUCCGCGUGGGCGCCCCCGCCCCGAGCUGAGUUCCUCGUGGGCGCCGCCCGCCCCGGCACAGCCGUGACCGGACAGCGAGGUUUCUCGAGACUCCUCGCAUCCGGAUGAUUGUAAAGUGCUGAUCAGUGGCCACUGAAUAUAAUUGAAACAGAAUAGGAAGAUGGCAGCAAAUCCUUCAGGACAAGGUUUUCAAAAUAAAAAUAGAGUUGCGAUCUUGGCUGAACUGGACAAAGAGAAAAGAAAAUUACUUAUGCAGAACCAAUCUUCAGCAAGUCACCCUGGAGCUAGCAUCUCCCUCUCCAGACCCUCUCUUAACAAGGACUUCCGGGACCAUGCUGAGCAGCAGCACAUUGCAGCCCAGCAGAAGGCAGCUCUUCAGCAUGCUCACGCACAUUCGUCUGGAUAUUUCAUAACUCAAGACUCGGCAUUUGGGAAUCUUAUCCUUCCUGUCUUACCGCGCCUUGACCCAGAAUGAAGAAAGUACCUAUGAUCAGAGGGACCUUGUAGUUAGUAUCAGAUGUCAAAGCUCUCAUUGGGCUCUAUACAAGCUCUGACUUUGAGGACUUUGGGGAAUUUAGUUUUCUGUUUUUUUAAAGAAAGGAAUAAGUGAGAAUGAAGAAAGAAGGGAAGCUGGGAUGCUGAACGCGGUAUGGUUGGCGGAAUUGGUUGUGCUUCCUGUGACUUACUUUUUUGUAUUACCAUUUGACUCUUUAUUCUCAGACUUAGAAUUGCUUAUUUUCAUAAAAUCUUCACCACCUUCAAGAAGGUGGCCCGAAUGUCUCACUCAUGAAGCCCUGGAUCUGACCCCAGCACUGCACAAACAAGCUCUGAUACGCAUUCCGGUAAUCUUGGCACUGGAGAAACAGGCAGGAAGAUCAGAAGUUCAAAACCAUCCUUGCUUAGGUAGUGAUUUUUGAGGCCAGUCUGAGGUAUAGGAAACUGCCUCAAAAAACAAAAUACCAAAACCAAACAAGGACCAUUUAUAGUCCUAACUUUAAAGAAAUGAGGGUGCUAUUUAAAAAUGUGAACAAUAGUCUUACAUUACAAACAUACUUUUGGUUUCUUGUGUUCAGAAGCAACAUAUGUAGAAAUACUCUGAGCUAUAACUCGUUCUCCUAUUCUGAAUGUUAAAACUCCAAAUAAGACUAAAUUAUCAACCAAUCUUUGUUUUUCAAUAAAUGAUGUGACUAAAUACU